UUCUGCUGUGCUAGAUCCUUCAGAUCCAAGGUGCUGCCGGGGCAAGGAGGAUAACGCAGGCUGCCAGCUGGCUGUUGGAGUGCCUGGGCACACUGCGGGAUACAGGGGACAUGCCAGGGCUGCUGGCUGCUUUCCAGGACUUUUCCAAGGCUUUGCUUCUGCUGAGCAACCUGACAGCACAGCACCUCGAGGAACUCCGAGAUUCUCCUCGGCGGACCAGCUUGGCCCAGACUUUGCAGCUCCUUCACAAGUGCGUUCCUUUGCUCCACGAAUCCAAGCACAGCCACCUUAAAUGCUCCUGGGCUCAACAAGUCAACUUCUCCAAAAACGAUGCUUUCCAGCUGAUGGAGAGGACCAUCCAGGAGCUUGUUUCCUUGCUUGUUAACAGCACAGGCAGCGAGGAGCUUCAGGACGGACACGGGACCUUCUCCCAUCAUGUGCAGAGGCUGCUGGCUCUCCCCAACCACCCAGACCCAGUGCACCUCUCUGACAGCGAGUUCAGCACUCACGUGGAAGCAAUAGUUUUCUACUGCAUGCUUCUAGCAGAGAUGUGCAGGGCAGAUCUGAAGCAGGAUCUGGUAAAACGUUGCUAUGUUCUCCUACGGCUCAGAAAGAGCAUCUGCUGCCACAUAAGUCAGCAGGAAGGACAGACAAGGCCAAGCUGGGGAGAAAGCAGCCUGCGGGAGAAAUGCCACACCAUGGGAAAGGAGGUGGAGGACCUUGACAAGGCUGUGCUCAAAGCUACUCUGCACCAAAUCCUCAACACCUUCUCCGAGGCCAAGGAGCCCUUAAGGCAGUUAGUACAGGAAGCUCUUACCCUUGCAGGUACAGGGUGUUUUCCAGCAGGGCAGGGAGGAUUACUGAAGAAGCUUCAGCCCCUCACUGCCACCUUUUUUGCACACGCCCAGCAGAUGCUCAGAGUGGCAGACUUUGUCCUGGCCAGGUGCACCAAAACCCAAACUGCUAGAGAAAUCCACGACUGUUUAGAGUACUUAAAGAGCCUCCUUGCCAGUCUCCCUCCAGCACUCACAGAAAUGAGCAGAAACCCAACCCACAUGAGCACUGCUCAGCACCUGCAAUCCUUGUACCACGCGUGGGCUGGGACAACAGAAAGCCUCUUGCAGUGUUUCGAAGAGACAGUCAGCAUGCAUGAAUUCCUGAAGCUGUCCAUCCAGGAAAUGGCCGAGCACAAGGAAUGGUGUGACAAGGCCCUGCAAAGUCAGGACCCCGAAAGGCUCUCUAGCCAUGCUGCCAGCCUCACCAGUUGGGCUCGGUGGGUUGCUGGAGCUGCUGCCAGGUAUGUGGAUAGAGCAACAGACCCCAUUUUCAGGAACGGCUUGCUGGUUUGGAUUGAGCAGCUGGCCACGUCCAUUCUUGAGCUGAAAGCAGCCACGGCCCUUUGCACGGAGAGAUGCUCCUGUCUCCAAACUAGGGAUGUCUUUUCAAGGACGGCGAGCUGCCUGAUGGAUACUGCUCACUGCAUUCAGGAUGGGCUGGAUGGGUCCAACCACCCAGAUAUCCUCAGCCCUCUCCGGGAACAAAUACGGAGAGCUGACGUUGCGAAGGAGCUUGAACUCAGCUCAUCCUGUGCUGGGUUAAGAAACAUUAUCGGUCAAGCUAAAUUGCAAGGAGAUGUCUUAAGUCCACAAGCAGGUAACUCACACCCAGAUGUUGUUCCAAGGGAAGGAGAAAUGCACCCUGUCGUUACAGCACUCCUUGCAGCUACCAGAGCCCGUGAUACAGCAGCAGUGAAUGCUGCCUGCUCCGCCUUGCUCCAAGUCUCUAACUGCUGUAUCAAUGCAGCAAAGGAAGCACUGCCUGUUGCUGCCUCUCCCCACACGGAGACACUGGGGCAGUACCAGAAGAUUAUCCUACUGACACCGUGUGUUAUUAGCUUGGCCAGGGAAGCAGCCCCAGGGCAGCUCCAACAUCAAGGCAGACUGCUCCAAACUGCACUUUCCCUAUCAGAAACCAUCUGUGAGACCAAAGAGUGCCUGGCAGCCAUGGCAGGCUCUUGGUACAGUCUGUCUCAACAAGUGCUUGGUUUUAUCUUGGCUGCUGACUUUACUAGCAGCAAACAGGCUUUGGACGAGACCAUGAUGGUUUUAGCAGGAGCGGUUCAGAUAGCAGAGGACAUUGCAAGCAUGGCCUGUGAUAAGCAGAACCCAAUUUGUCCUGAGGACUGGGAAAACUUUCUACAGGUCCAAGCCAAAUUUUCACAUGCACAGAUGAACACCAAAGUGUUACUUGAGAAAGCAAUGUCCUUCAAGGGCCCCUGCAAGGUGGGAGAGGCCAGCCUGGAGCUGCACUGUGUCCACUGGGCUAUCAGCAUGCAUGUGCUCCUGGGUGCUGUGGAUCAGCUCAUAGGCAGAGACAUCCUGUUCCUGAGGGAGCUAACAAGUGCCACGGACAACAGGCUUUGUUCGCAGAGCCUCUUGGCUGCUGUGUCUGAGAUUUCCCUGAGGCUGCAGGAAGCUGCCCGGCUCUCUUACUUCACUUGCCCUGAAGACCGCGGCCGCAGUGAAAUCCUCACCCUCAGGGAAGAGAUAAAGGUGCUAACGGAAGCCCUGCUGGAUGCCUCCAAUACCCUGUUGGUCUCUCCUCUGCCUUCUGCCAGCCUGUACAUUCGCUUUGAGCUCCUGCAGAGAGACUUGGCCCUCAGGGCCAAAGCAUUACUGCUCCACCUGGAGAAGGCCAACACCAAACACCUACAAGUCAUCCGAGAUGUGGUUGGACCAGCCUUGUCUUUCUUCCCCGAAGAGUGCAGGGAAGUGAGCCAAAAAGCUUUCAAAGAGAAAGCGGGUCAGCUAUUGGCCAACAUUCAGUGGGUCAAAGCCACCCUCCAACGUGUCCUGGAGACAACCGCUCAACUGCAGUCACGGGCAGACCUGCUCUCUGUUGCAGACCACCUCCUGGUCCUCACAGCUGAUGCAGUGGACAGUGCCAGCCAGCUCUUCCAAAGCCACCAGGACAAAAGGCACCUCCACCUAGACAGCAUUGUCUGGUACUGGUCAGCUAAAGCACACUACCUGGCCACGCAGCUUCAGGCUGUCCAUGGCAUCAACGGACACAUCCUGGAACUCGUGAGACAGCACCUGCAAAACGUGGGGGACCAGUGCUCUCCAAAAGAAUGCAGCAGCACAGCCAAGCUCUCCCCAGCCCGAGAGCUCGAGGCUCUGAGGCCCACCAAAUCAGCAGAAACUUGCCUGAGCAGGAGUGGACAAGCAAGCAGAGCUGUCAGAGAGGCACACGAAAUGCAAGGGAACGGUCCUCUCAGUACCUUCUUUGGAAGCAGCCCUGGGAAGCAAGAGAGAGAAGACAGUGAGAGAAUGCAGGGAGAUGCCAGCAGGAUGUCCCAGAUGACCAAGGACAUGGCAGUAAGGAUGCUUCACAUGACUCAGUUCCUGAGGAAGAAGGGCCCCAUCACGAGCAAGGAGCAGCUUGUUGCCUAUGCUAGGCAAAUAGCUUCUGAUGGGCAGGCAUUUGUUGCAUUCGGCCGCGUCGUUGCAAAGAUGUGCCUGGACCAGAGAUGUUCUGCAGAGCUGCUGUGUGCCGCAGAGCAGACCCACACCAUCAGCAGCCAGCUCGCCAUCGUGGCCAGGGUAAAAGCAGUCACUGCUGAGAGCAAGUCCUCUUCUGAGCUGCUCGUGAGCAACGCGCAGAACCUAAUUCAAGCAGUUUUACAUGUUCUGAAGGCAACCGAGGCAGCGUGCAUCAAAGGCCUGCGACAGCCUGCUCCUGACUCUGAAGAAGCAGCAGCAGCUGCUUUUUGCACCGAGUGGAGGACAAACCUGUUGUGGCACAGAGCCGAGCAACGCUUGAACUCAGACAGGGAUGAAUUAGGCCUCCGCAAGACUCAGGCUGAGCCCACGCUCACAGCCAUGGUGCAAGGACAGUCGCCUCCGAGCGGCGGUACCUCCAGGUGUCCCAAAUCUAUUAAAGGACUGUAUCCAACUAUGGGCAGCCACCUCUAGCAACAGGAAGGCAUUGCUCUGCUGCUGACGAGCUGCCCGACCUUGCAGAUGUGAGACAGCUGGGGCUCUGCGGCAGCGAGGCUUCUGAAAUGCUGAUGAAUGGAAGACGCCGUUUCAUGAGGUCCCUUCAGUGCAUCAAGAAGUGCCAGUUUUUGUGCUCUCCAGAUGCAAGCAGGAGGAUGCAGGAACAAGCUUGUAGCAGCAGCAGCAGCGAACGUGGCUGGUAGGAUCAGAGAGUGUUCUCAUCUGUACCAGAAAGCCUCAGAGCUGAGCUGUCUUCCUCAGGGCCCUAUCACACCCCUCUUCAUCCAGCAGUAUUGCACGAUGCUAACAGACACCAGCCCACCAAGGGGAGCUGCAGGACAUUCUCAGCAACCAUCACCUUUUCUUCAACAGUAACAAGACCCACGGUACUACAAAACCCUGAGCAAAGAACUGAAUGAGGACGACUAAGGAACGUGGCCGCUGACUUCUGAAAUGCAAAGGAGGCCUGUGAUUAAACGUUCUGCACUUUGCAAUAAUAAAUUCACUUUUACUGUGAAGGAUUCAUAUUCUUUCCCUUGCGGCAGAAAAAUAUUUAAGCAGGCUACAUUUGGAAGCUAGAAACCUCGUUAAUAGUCUUCUUAUCAUGGGGCAGCAACAGCAGGUGCUGAUCUAGGAACGCUCGUCUUCCUGAAUUGCAGAGAUCAUUCUUCACUAGUCCAGGGCCACAGGAGCAUUUUGUCACACCUGCUGUCCCUGAUUCAGCAGAUCCUACAGCCUGAAAUAAACCUUUCCUCCAGAACUCCAGGGCACGCCAUCACAGUAAAACAUUCAGUGCUGAUGCUCACCCACCUUGCAA
Tympanuchus pallidicinctus (lesser prairie-chicken) is the source of this 4815-nucleotide messenger RNA. RefSeq lists its product as uncharacterized. The transcript has 5 exons. Gene Ontology annotation, cellular component: catenin complex; adherens junction. Lineage: Eukaryota; Metazoa; Chordata; Aves; Galliformes; Phasianidae. Gene Ontology annotation, molecular function: actin filament binding; beta-catenin binding. The record is from RefSeq and is a predicted model, not a curated record. Bases 111 to 3974 code for a protein of 1287 amino acids. Gene Ontology annotation, biological process: cell-cell adhesion; cell migration.